Messenger RNA from Aedes albopictus (Asian tiger mosquito), 963 nucleotides. RefSeq lists its product as uncharacterized. The record is from RefSeq and is a predicted model, not a curated record. The transcript is spliced from 4 exons. Bases 556 to 870 code for a protein of 104 amino acids. Lineage: Eukaryota; Metazoa; Arthropoda; Insecta; Diptera; Culicidae.
UCGACCACGAGCGAGAGUUGAAAUGCGCAAUCAGCAACCAGCAGGGUACGAUAAAAUCCCGAAACAAUAAUUGAAGCCAUUGCUAAAACCUAUCAAACUCGCUUAUCAUAUCGAUGAUGUGACUGGAGACUGUCGCGAAAGCCAUCGUCGUAGACACAAUUUACAAGCGUCUCUCCGGCUAUCAGGGACAAAGUGAAAUAAACCCACCAACAGUUUCACCAGGCCGUCAUUCGAAGUGGCUGAUUGUUUCAAAAUAGUAACGCGAACGUAAUUAAUUGGCAAACUUCGAAAUAGACAGAGGAGAAAUCACGCGUAAAGGUGGAGCCAAUGAACGGCGAAUAAAUAGAACUUGGUGUUUAGUAUCAAUGUGAUAAAAGAUCUGAUAAGCAACAUAACUAUAAAUCAAUACGCGCACACGUAAAGUUUUGGAACGCAGAUCGCAAGUUUGAUUGGAACACGAAUUUAGUUACAUAGUGACUAAACAGUGGAAAACAAACACAUUUUAUUUGGUGCUUCCGUUUUUUUACUGAGCUGAAUCCGAAAAAAUAGUGCUAAAUGUGGUGGGUUUUCCAUGUGCUAUGGUUAAUUCUAGUGAUAGGACUGUUUUUCCUCAUAUUGCGUCGAAUAUACCACUUUGGCAUGCAAGGCACGGAACAGCAGUAUGAAACCAGAACUUCACAGGACAUUCGUAGUAAUCAACAGUACUACAUAUUCACUAUAUACGAGUCACAACAGAAUGCCAGAAAUCAACAAGGAACGGAUCCACCCCCACCCAAUUAUGAAGCUCCCCCGCCACCUCCCAAAUACGAUGACGUGAUAAAAUCACCGGACUUGUACCAGAAGCCACCGUCGUACAAUCAAGUACAAUAAUUUAUUUCCUUACUUAAAUAUUCUUAACCAUUAGACGCUACCAUUACUACUAAGUAGAAUAAAAUUUGUUAUGAGUUGUUGCACUUACCGCCA